Molecule: messenger RNA, 2457 nt
Organism: Hordeum vulgare subsp. vulgare (domesticated barley)
Lineage: Eukaryota; Viridiplantae; Streptophyta; Magnoliopsida; Poales; Poaceae
Product: exocyst complex component EXO70B1-like
Exons: 1
Coding region: 16-2178 (720 amino acids)
Biological process (GO): exocytosis
Cellular component (GO): exocyst
Molecular function (GO): phosphatidylinositol-4,5-bisphosphate binding
Source: RefSeq, a predicted model, not a curated record
ACACCUUCUAUAUGAAUGAAAUGCAACGCUGAUUGUUCUUUGUCAAAAGAAAAGUCUGGGCGCAGCACACAGCUGAGCCAGCCAGCUCGGCUCGGUCUAUCCUUCGUCCGCCAUAGCUCAGACGCGCGCGCGCGCGUUCGCCCACACGUGCGGCUCCCAGGAUUCGCGCCGCUGCGGGUAAGAAAGACCAGCUUGGAGGAGGGUGAGGUGGAGAGUCGGCAGGCGAGGAGUCAACUGGAUACUAUGGAUGGAUCGGCGGAGCUGGAGGCGGCGGAGCAAGUGGUGAUACGGUGGAAUUCGUCGUUGGCUUCGACGGCGGCAGCGGCGGCAGCGGCGGCGGCGGCGGCGGUUGAGUACGAGCCGAUGCUGUUCGACGGAGCAGGGGAUCGGACCGAGGCGGAGCGGUUCCUCCGUGCUGUGGAUAACAUCCGCCGCCUCGCUCCGUCGUCCCCCUCGGUGGUCGGGAGCCCGCGGCGGCUGUCGUCCGGGUCGGGGGCGGCGGCUGGUGGAGGCGGGUGCAGCGCCGUGCAGGUCACGAUGGCGCGGCUCGAGGACGAGUUCCGCCACUUGCUCUCGUCCCGCGCUUUUGACCUCGAGAUCGAGGUGCUCGCCGACCUGACAUCCCUCUCUAUCUCCAGCGACCGAACGAACUCGGUCUCAUCCAUGGACCUCCCAGCUGUUGAGGAAGAUGACUCCGUCUCCUACUGCGGCGGCCGGCGGAGCAUCUACCGCUCGCUCCGGAGCAUCCGUGAGAUCGACCUCCUCCCCGACGACGCCGUUGCCGACCUCCGCGCCAUCGCCUCCCGAAUGGCUGCGGCUGGGUACGGCCGCGAGUGUGCCCAGGUGUACGCCUCCGUUCGCAAGCCGGCCGUGGACGCCUCCCUCCGCCGGCUGGGCGUCGAACGGCUCAGCAUCGGUGAUGUCCAGCGCCUCGGGUGGGACGCUCUCGAGGCCAAGAUCCGCCGAUGGAUCCGAGCUGCCCGUGCCGCCGUCCGCGGCGUUUUUGCCAGCGAGCGCCGCCUCUCCUUCCACGUCUUCCAUGACCUCCCAAUCUCCAAUGUCACCGUUGUCACCGCAGCUCCAGCCACGCGUGACACCCCCUUCGUCGAAGCCGUCAAGGGUGCGGCGCUUCAGCUGUUUGGCUUCGCCGAGGCCAUCAGCAUCGGACGCCGCUCUCCCGAGAAGCUCUUCAAGAUCAUCGAUCUCCACGACGCGCUAUCUGACCUGCUCCCUGACGUCUCCGACAUUUUCGGUGCCUCCAAGGCAGCCGAAUCGAUAUAUGUGCAGGCCGUAGAGAUCCGAUCGCGCCUCGCAGAUGCAGUUCGUGGAAUACUAUCGGAGUUUGAGAACGCAGUUCUCCGCGACCCGCCCAAGACUGCAGUUCCUGGUGGCACCAUCCACCCGCUCACUCGGUACGUGAUGAACUAUAGCAGCCUCAUUUCCGAAUACAAGGCCACGCUCACCGAGCUGAUUGUAUCACGUCCGUCGGCAAGUACACGGCUUGCUGCUGAAGGCAAUGAGCUUGUGCCAUCCUUGUGCUACCUCGAACUACCCGAGCAUGAGAAUCAGUCACCGCUUGCAGCCCAUAUCAUUUGGAUCAUUGUUGUCCUUGAACACAACCUUGAGAGCAAGGCGUCACUCUACAAGGACACGGCUCUCUCACAUUUGUUCUUGAUGAACAAUAUACACUAUAUUGUGCACAAGGUGAAGGAUUCACCUGACCUCUGGAGCAUGAUUGGUGAUGAUUACUUGAAGCGGCUUACAGGAAAGUUCACAGUGGCCGCCACAAAUUACCAGCGGACGUCAUGGUUAAAAAUCCUGAAUUGUUUGCGAGAUGAGGGUCUUCAUGUAAGUGGUGGCUUCUCGUCAGGAAUAUCCAAGUCAGCUCUACGGGAGCGAUUCAAGUCCUUCAAUGCUGCAUUUGAGGAUGCACAUAGGGUGCAAUCUGGGUGGUUCGUGCCGGACACGCAGCUGAGGGAGGAGCUGAGGAUCUCAAUAUCAGAGAAGCUCUUGCCAGCAUACAGGUCGUUCCUUGGCAGGUUUCGGCAUCAUAUAGAGAAUGGGAAGCAUCCAGAGUUGUACAUCAAGCACUCAGCUGAGGACCUUGAGAAUGCCGUGAAUGAUUUCUUUGAAGGGGCUCCUCCUUCCCCGCAUAAUAGGAGGAAAUCUCAUGGAUGAAAUUCAUGUACAUUUAUUCGACUGGUGUGUUGUGGCUUUGUAUUCUUUGAUUCUUCAGGGGGAUCAACUGCUGGCAGUUGGAGCUCUGUCUACUCUCUGAUAUUUGACAAUAUGGUUGGUGAUGAACCCAUGGUCGAUAAACAGACAUGCCAGUUCUUACGUCAUUUUGUGAUCUGGUGAAGCUGUCAAUCUCCAUGGGUCUUCCUCUGUAAGCCAACUUGUCCAUUUGUUACACGAUUAUUAUUACAUAUUACUGGCCAGUAGCAUGUCGAUAAAGUA